AUGGAUUUUUACUUGGAAAUUGACCCUGUAACCUUGAACUUGAUCAUCCUGGUAGCUAGUUAUGUUAUUCUGCUUUUGGUGUUCCUGAUUUCUUGCGUGCUAUAUGACUGUAGGGGGAUAGAUCCCAGUAAGGAAUAUGCUCCUGAGGUUCCUACGGAUUCCCAGCCUCCAAUCCGGUUGGUGGUGAUGCAACAGAACUGCCCUGGUACCCGCUGGGCAAAAGGACUUGUCUCUGCUUAUGAAAAUUCUUCUGAUCUCCCAGGGAAAAGAACUACUGUGGUUUAA
This is a messenger RNA of Gopherus flavomarginatus (Mexican gopher tortoise), 285 nucleotides long. It is a transcript of the gene SMIM36, whose product is annotated as small integral membrane protein 36. The transcript has a single exon. Bases 1 to 285 code for a protein of 94 amino acids. The record is from RefSeq and is a predicted model, not a curated record. Lineage: Eukaryota; Metazoa; Chordata; Testudines; Testudinidae.